CAACGGCUAUCGUUAAUAAUCGUGGGUUUCAAUUAGGCCACGUAACAGAUUCAGAUUGCGAAGUUCCGGCUCCGCCAGCUUAGCGCCUCGCCUGAUAUCUGGCGCGCAGUGUAUCAACUAUUCGUUUCCGUUAUUGAAGGCUCUCCUAAUGGAGUUUCGCAUUCUGCAACAAUCUCCAUCAUGUUAUGCAGGAAAUGUCUUUUGCUCGGUCCAGCCUCGUUUCGGAAUUUGGAAGUUUCUUAAUUGGGCUUCCUCGAACACAACAUUUUUGCAGAAGAGAUGUUCACGAAAUGAACCUAGGAGAAAAACACAUUAUCGUUCGGAAGUUAAUAGGGCGGCUGUACUCUGUUCUUCUAGUUCAAGUGACAGUCCAUUGAAGCUCUAUGAUAACGUGAAAAUUAUUUAUUCUGUUGCUGCUGCUACGGGUCAUAAUCAGGAGUCUCAUCCAGAAUCUCAUCUCAGGGUCCCUGCAAUAGCGAAUGCUCUUGAAAAUAUGGAACUCACACCUAAGUUUCAAGGCUCAAAUGUCGUUGAACUUCAAAAUUACAAACCUGCUUCAGUUGAUGACAUUGUGAGUGUUCAUUCAAAAUCAUACGUGACAGGCCUUGAAAAGGCUAUGGAUAGGGCUUCUCAAGAUGGUCUUAUUUUAAUUGAAGGCUCUGGACCGACUUAUGCCACUGCCACUACAUUUAAUGAAUCACUUGUUGCAGCUGGAGCAGGAAUUUCUUUAGUUGAUUCAGUGGUCAAAGCGUCAAAAACCUACAAGAAUCCGCCAAUUGGUUUUGCAUUGAUAAGACCUCCAGGACAUCAUGCAGUACCCAAGGGACCGAUGGGAUUCUGUGUUUUUGGGAACGUAGCUAUUGCAGCUCGUUAUGCUCAACGUGUGCAUGGAUUGAAGCGUGUCUUUAUUAUAGAUUUUGAUGCUCACCAUGGGAAUGGAACAAGCGAUGCAUUCUACGACGAUUCAGAUAUAUUCUUCCUUUCAACUCACCAAGAUGGAAGUUACCCCGGAACUGGUAAAAUUGAUGAAGUGGGUCGUGGAGACGGGGUGGGAACAACUCUGAAUAUUCCUCUACCAGGGGGCUCUGGUGAUUAUGCCAUGAAAAUGGUGUUUGACGAAGUUAUUGUACCCUGUGCUCAAAGAUUUAAGCCUGAUAUCAUUCUUGUCUCUGCUGGGUAUGAUGCUCAUGUCUUAGAUCCGUUAGCCAGUCUGCAAUUCACGACCGGAACAUACUACAUGCUUGCAUCCAAUAUCAAGCAACUGGCAACGGAUUUAUGCGAAGGUCGAUGUGUAUUUUUUCUGGAAGGAGGCUACAACCUCGAGUCUCUUUCAUAUUCAGUGGCUGACUCGUUCCGUGCGUUUCUUGGCGAACGGAGCUUGGCGUCGGAGUUUGAUAACCCUGCAAUCUUGUAUGAAGAACCAUCAAGGAAGCUUAAGCAAGUGAUCCAGAAGGUAAAACAAAUACAUUCACUUUAAAGUUCAAUUUAUUUCUAGAUAUCUUCUUUUCAUCCUAAUUAUUGUGUGUACUUUCAAGUAGACCUGCAUAGUAACUUGAUGUGUAUUUGAUGAACAUAUUUUCGAAGAUAGGAAAUAUAAAGCAAUGAUAUCUUGUUGUUUGUACA
Messenger RNA from Cucurbita pepo subsp. pepo (vegetable marrow), 1623 nucleotides. The record is from RefSeq and is a predicted model, not a curated record. NCBI's taxonomy places the organism in Eukaryota, Viridiplantae, Streptophyta, Magnoliopsida, Cucurbitales, Cucurbitaceae.